Messenger RNA from Loxodonta africana (African savanna elephant), 1521 nucleotides. Its product is annotated as olfactory receptor 10A6. Bases 1 to 945 code for a protein of 314 amino acids. Gene Ontology annotation, cellular component: membrane. Lineage: Eukaryota; Metazoa; Chordata; Mammalia; Proboscidea; Elephantidae. The record is from RefSeq and is a predicted model, not a curated record. Gene Ontology annotation, biological process: G protein-coupled receptor signaling pathway. The transcript has a single exon. Gene Ontology annotation, molecular function: G protein-coupled receptor activity; olfactory receptor activity.
AUGAAAAGGCAAAACCAAAGCUCUGUGGUUGAAUUCAUCCUCUUGGGAUUUUCUAACUUUCCUGAACUCCAAGAGCAGCUCUUUGGAAUCUUCUUGGUUAUUUAUCUGGUGACCCUGAUAGGAAAUGCCACCAUCAUCGUUGUCAUCUCCCUGGACCAGAGCCUUCAUGUUCCCAUGUACCUGUUCCUCCAGAACUUAUCUGUGGUGGAAGUGAGUUUCAGUGGAGUUAUUAUGCCUGAAAUGCUGGUGGUCCUCUCCACAGAGAAAGCGACUAUUUCUUUUGCUGGCUGUUUUGCACAGAUGUAUUUCAUUCUUCUUUUUGGUGGGACAGAAUGUAUUCUCCUGGGGGCAAUGGCUUAUGACCGAUAUGCUGCAAUCUGCCAUCCUCUGAGCUACCGAAUGAUUAUGAACAAAAGGGUUUUUAUGAAAUUAGUUACGUCCUCAUGGGCUUUAGGUUUCUCAAUGACUACCCUACAAACCCCAUGGGUUUUUAGUUUUCCUUUUUGUGGCCCCAAUGAAAUUAAUCAUCUUUCUUGUGAAACCCCUCCAGUGCUAGAGCUUGUGUGUGCGGACACAUUUUUGUUUGAAAUCUAUGCAUUCACAGGCACUGUUUUAAUUAUUCUGGCUCCUUUCUUACUGAUACUUUUGUCCUAUAUUCGAAUCCUCUUUGCCAUCCUGAAGAUGCCAUCAACCACUGGGAGGCAAAAGGCGUUUUCCACCUGUGCCUCUCAUCUCACAUCUGUGACCCUCUUCUAUGGCACAGCCAUUAUGACUUAUUUACAACCAAAAUCCAGCUACUCACCAGAAACCAAGAAAUUGAUGUCACUGUCUUAUUCAUUGCUUACCCCUCUGCUGAAUCCACUGAUCUACAGCUUGCGAAAUAGUGAGAUGAAAAGAGCUUUCAUGAAAUUAUGGAGAAGAAAAGUGGUUGCGCACACAGUCUGACUGUGUUGAGAAAAGCCAUGUGGUAUUUGGUUACUACCCAACCAUCCUCUAUUUAAGUUGAAUAAAUGCUGAAACAGAUUAUUUUUCUUGGUAUGAGUGUGUUUAAUUUGUUGAAUAUCCAUGUUCGAUACUACAUCAGGGGCAUAUUUAUAUAUUUAUGUUAUUAUUUUUCAUAGAUGCUCAAUGUUCCUUAGUAUCGGCUAUAACACAGUUUCUUCAACCAUUUGUUUAAUGAUGGUCAUCUAGGUUGUUUUUAGUUUUUUGUCAGUAUAUACAACGCUAAAAUAAAGAACCCAGUUUUACAUGUUAGUAAAUACUUGUGCUGUGGAAUAGAUUUCACCAAGAUGGUUUGAUGAGGCAAAGCAAAUGUGUGCUUGAAAAUUUUAAUAGAUAUUGCCAAAUUACUUUCUGAAAUUGUUGGAAUUACUGCAGACUGGCCUGAAGACCCACUUUGCCCCAAGAAGCCAACAAAUAAAGGCAUGGGAUUUUUACUUUCGGAGUGAAAAUAUGGUCCAUGAUACAGUAGAAAAUAAACAGUAUUUACUGAGAAGACCACACUGACUCUAGUUCAGGGAU